Molecule: messenger RNA, 3639 nt
Organism: Penicillium expansum
Lineage: Eukaryota; Fungi; Ascomycota; Eurotiomycetes; Eurotiales; Aspergillaceae
Exons: 4
Coding region: 1-3639 (1212 amino acids)
Source: RefSeq, a predicted model, not a curated record
AUGUCUUUGAAUGGGCUCGAUACUGCCCCCGUCGUGGAAGCCUACCAAAGUGCCCUGGCAGACGCGGGCGGGGAUGAGGUUGCCCUCCACGAACGAGGCACCGGCGGGGUGCCCGAAAUCCGGAAUGCCAUCGACAGCUACGAGGAAUGCUCGCCGCUCUAUGGCUUCCUUCAAUACCGGCGCAGAAAAGUGAUCAUCCGCUACAUGCCGGAGGGGUUAUCCCGGCUCAUACUAGCCCGAAGCAAUGUCCAAUUCCAGUCCGUCACCGACAAGUUCACUCCAAACGACACCGUACUUCCUCUGUCCAAAGCCUCCGAUCUCACCGAAAGCGCCUUGUCCUCCGCCUGUCUCCUCCAUACCGCUUCGACCUCAAUUACCUCUUCUUCGAGCUCUCUUCGCCGCCGCCGGCUGAUGGAAAUUACGGAAGAUGCCGAGGAAAAUGGCACAAAAGAUGAAGCUCCGAUACCUAUCCCACCUCCCCAGUCGGAGGCCCGACGCAGACCAAGGAGCGUCAAGUCGGAAGCUACCCUAGUGCCGUCACCCAUUGAACCUCCCGUGGAACCAGAACUACCUCCGACAUCGCCAGAAAGCGAAAUGGCAUCAGUCGAUCUCAUGCCACCCCCAUCCCGGGCGAGCUCCAGAGCCACAAUCUCUCGAGGGAGUCCCAUUGAACCCCAAUCCGCAACAAUGUCCCCCAGAUCCGUAAAAUCAGAUCGCUCUCGCUCUAGUUCCAGGUACCGAACCAUUUUGGAUGAAUUCCCUCGUCCUUCGGAAGAGCCCCGGUUGUCCUCCCAAUCCAGCCGCCCCUCACUCCGAGAUUUGGAACGGGCCGCGGGAUACACCCCAAAGGUUAAGCUGGGACCCCGACCGUCCGUGGAUAGCAGUGGAAGACCCCGCACAGCAGGUAGUUCUCGAAAUGUAGACCAGCGCCCCGUUGCAUCCCUACCGACAAAUAUGCGCUCUUCUUCUGUGCGAAAGCAAAAUGGUGAUGCACCCCGCCCUCGAUCUCAGGGGAGCACUUUCGCGACUAAGCCAACCAGUCGUGUCCCGCCAGUCCCACCUUUGCUAGUCCCACCCCCCUCCAUUCCUAUUUCGAGACCUCAACUUUCCCCUAGCGCCAAAUCUCUUGGUGCUUUGUCGACCUCCUCGGGAUUGACCCCUGAGAAAGAACGUUUGAUGAAGGCUCUGCAGCAAAGAAGGAAGAAUAUGGCUAAGCGCGCGGAGGAAACCAAGAAGAAGCAGGUCUCGGAGGAAGGAGAGCUCAAACCGGUGAAGGAUAUUGCCAAAGAUCUGGAUGACGAUAAAGAGAACCUCAUUCAGAUUCACUAUCCUGAUUCUGAAAUGUUGCUAUCAGAGCCUGAGACAAUUCAACAAGACCAACAGGAGCUGCUUUGCGAAAAUUCACCUGCGCCUUCUGACGCCGCCCCUGAGCUUGUUCCCGAGUCUAUUCUUGAACCUGCCUUCGAGCCUGUUCCUAACUCCACUCUUGAAAUUGCCCCCGCGCCUGUUCCUGAGACCAUUGGUGAAUCUGUUCCUGAGCCUGUCGCCGAGGCAGUUGCUAAGCGUAUUCCCGAACUUGCUCCUGAGCCGGUUGACUCAAAUCCCGAGGCUGUUCUUGAACCAGUCACUGGAACAAUUGUUGAGUCUGCUAUGACGCCUGAGUCAGAUCAGCCUUCUGAGUCUCUUGAGGUAGAACCAGAACCAAUCGCUGAUCUACCUCUUAAUAACGCUGAGGAUGGGUCUUUGCCUACUGGCAUAAGUGCCGAUAGUCCUAUCACAGCCGAUGUCGCUGCUACACCUUCAGAGACUGUCAAGGGAGAAACACUACAGACACCCCCUGAGGAUGAAACACGCACUGAGCACGAGGACUCCGCAAUCCCUGGUCUCGCCCCACCUACCUCUAAUCCUGGCGUUCCACUUCAAAAUGAGCUUUCGGAUGCCCAUCAACCUGAUUCAGGGGACGUCCCCGAAACACAUUUCGAACUUUCCCCGGUUGCAUAUAUGCCAACUGACGAACCUUCUGAUGAGCUUAUCUCUGCAGAGGUCCAUCAGGCGGUUCCCCUCCCAUCCUCUGCCUCUAUUACCCCUCCAGAAAACACUAGCACAGAAACUCCAGCCGCCCCCGUUUUUGUCUCAAUCGAGGCAGACAAGCCGACCCCUGAUAAUCUAAUUUCCGAGAAAUCCGAGCCUCUUACCUUGGAUCAGAGGCGCAAGGUCCACCUGGAGCCCAUUCAAGUGCCUACCUUAGAGUUCUCGGACGACGACAACCUCCUUUCCGAUGAUUCAUUCAUGGAGGAAUUGACCUCGGCUACUGUCCAGGAGGCCAGACCAGUAUCUGUCAAAUCUCCCAACGGCGUCGAUCACGCCUGGAGAAAUUCGCGCGCUGUCUCUAGCCCGUUCAUGGGGUCAUCGUCGGGUAUGCAAGCUCUGGCAGUGGGCCGGUCCAUUUCUAGCUCGCACUCUGAAAAUGGCUCGCCUACGCCGGUCCUCAUGGCCAAGAAGAUCAACGUCUCCUCUGGAAUUUCCAGUCGUAUCAAAGCUCUUGAAAAGUUCUCGAGCCGGGAAGGCACUCCCUUAGGCGCGAGUCCGGCUAUAGGGGGACCAUCAGCCUCCUCGUCUUUCGAGAACCUUCGCAAACGUGCAUCUAUCUCGUUGCCUAGUGGGCACCACGAAAUCACUGCACCAAGCGCAAUGCAUUCCGCUCACGUCCCCGAGAGCUUUACCCGUGUGGCGAGCUUGAGUCGGCACACCCGUCAGGUGUCUGUGGAUGCUACGCGCCCUACUACCUCUGUUUCCGUAACAGCCCGUAUUCUGCGCGAUGCGGAUACCUCUCCCAAGCCUUCCGAAAUUGAGCCCUCGCAGUCCCAUGUUGUCAACCUCCAGACUAGUACUUUGACUGUGGAGCAUGAGGCAGCCGAGGCAGCCGAGGCGCCACUCCCUCAGGUCUCGCCCAUCGAGCCCACCAGCCUUCUCCAGGACCGAAGCAUGUCAAUGUCAUCUACUACAUCUAGUCGCCAAACUACGUCUCGCCCCGGUAGCCGUCCCGACAGUCGUCCUGGAAGCCGCCCCGGAAGCCGCCCCUCUCUCCCCUCGCGCUCUAGGACUGACGACAGUGUCCAAUCUGCCUCUUCCACCCCCGAAGAUAAGAAGAUAUCUCGCACUUCGCGACUCAUGCGCCGCAUGUCAUCGAUCACAUCCAACUCUCGCCGCAGCAUUAUCGGAGCCCUCAGCUCGCCAGUCAAGGAAGAGGAGUAUGUUCCCGCCUUCACAAACGGGUCUAGUAAGGCUCCAGGGUCGGUUAGCUCGCGCACUUCAGAGCCCAUUGACAUCGGCGAGGUGAACGUCCAGUUCCCAGAAACUCUUCUGUGGAAGCGUCGGGUCAUGCGCAUCGAUGAACAGGGAUACGUUGUUCUCACGCCUGGCACCAAUGAUGCCACCACCCGGAACAUGACUAAACGCUACCAUCUCACCGAGUUCCGCACUCCUUGUCUUCCUGAUGAAGACAUGCAGGAAUUGCCCAACAGCAUCCUGCUUGAUUUCUUAGAUGGAAAUACACUCCAGUGUGCUUGUGAAUCCAGACAGGGACAAGCCUCUGCUCUUCAGACUCUCAUCGAGGCUCACAGUGCUCACCAGCAAUAA